Messenger RNA from Zootoca vivipara (common lizard), 1078 nucleotides. Its product is annotated as mast cell protease 4. Gene Ontology annotation, biological process: proteolysis. The record is from RefSeq and is a predicted model, not a curated record. Lineage: Eukaryota; Metazoa; Chordata; Lepidosauria; Squamata; Lacertidae. Gene Ontology annotation, molecular function: serine-type endopeptidase activity.
CCAACUGCCGGUAGCCAAUCUAUAAAACAUGGUGUCCCAUGUAGAGAGCCAGCCCGGUUCCCUUUUGUCAACUUCAGAGGCGGAGGGAUGGAGCAGCCACGGAGAGUCUGCUUCUUCCUCUUUGCCCUUUUGUCUGCCCACUUGGACACUGGCGGCAGCCUCCGCAGCAGGAUCGUCGGGGGUGGUGAAGCCAAGCCACAUACAAGGACGUACGCGGCAGCUCUGAAAGGAGACAGAGGUUUUCUUUGCGGGGGGUUCCUCGUGGCCCGUCAGUGGGUCCUGACUGCAGCCCACUGCAAUGGAGAUAUCUCCGUCAUUCUGGGUGCUCAUGACCUGGAGGCCGUCGAAAACACCCAGCAGGUGUUUGGAGUCGAAAGUUACCAUCAGCAUCCGGGUUAUACGUUGGUUGGUGGAACCCCUUUCAACGACAUCCUUUUGUUAAAGCUCGACCGUGAAGCCAAGAUCAACAAGUACGUCCAAGUCAUCCCAUUACCGGAAAACGAAAACGACCUCCUCAAAGACACAAAAUGCUUUGUGGCUGGAUGGGGCCGCAUAGAUGCGAGAUACGAAGCUAGCCCCAAACUUUUUGAGACCAAUGUCACCGCCCUUGGCCGCAGGAAGUGCCUCCAGUUCCUUCCGGAACUCACCGACGGGAUGGUGUGUGCCGGCAGCCGUGCCAAGCUCUGCGACGUCAGCAAUGGGGAUUCCGGGAGUGCCCUGGUCUGCAAUGGAGUCGCCCAUGGAAUAGUCUCCUAUGGCUUCCAAAUCCCGCCAUCAGUUUACACGCGUGUCGCUGCCUACCUCCCAUGGAUCAAAGAGACAAUGAAGGAAGAGUGAGGCCAGCGAGGAGAAAAGCAGCCAGCAGCUUCUUGUUCCCAGAUGGAUUCUUCCUGCCCCUGCUAGAGAGAGUCAGAUACGAUGAGAGACACACUUGGUCAUUGUGAAGUCAGGUGCACAGGCAACCCCUCUUCCUGUGGAUUGAUCACGGCUUUCCCCAGAGAAACCUCUGCCUUCUUUUGUACCGCUAGUGCUUACUGUUGCUUUAUUGUUUCCUGAAAUAAACAAACUUCAUUGCAAA